This is a messenger RNA of Oppiella nova, 669 nucleotides long. Lineage: Eukaryota; Metazoa; Arthropoda; Arachnida; Sarcoptiformes; Oppiidae. The record is from the annotation of a GenBank genome assembly.
AUGCCACUGAGCAAUCUGGAGGACCAGUUGGACCGACUCGUCGCACAGUUGGCUGAUCUCGAAGAAUGCAAGGCUGACUUAGACUCAGAUGAAUAUGAAGAGACCAAAAGGGAAACAUUGGAACAAUUGGAAGAAUUUAGUCAAUCAUUAUCUGCCAUGAAAUCCGGGAAUAUGACUCUAAUCGAUGAGCUCAAUGCAAUGCAAUUGGCAAUACAAGCGGCUAUUAGUCAGGCCUUUCAUACGCCAGAAGUGAUCCGAUUGUUUGCGAAACGCCAACCUGGACAACUCAGGAUCAGAUUGGCUCAGAUCGAAAGGGAUUCAAAGAUUGGCAAACUUUCGUUUGAGGUGUACGUCCAGCAAAAGGUGGAGAUAUUGAUAGCACUGCGAAAAUUAGGCGAUGACUUACAACCGGAUGAAUUGAAUUUUCUGCAAAACAACGCCUCCGACGCUCUCAAAGAGUUUGAAAGAGUGACUGACGAACAAAUCAAAAACGAAGUGAUCGCCUCUCAACUCAACAAAAGCGGUUCCAAAACAUAAUCUUCUUUUGCUUCACAUAAGCUUUUAUUUAAUUAAGUUUUUUACGUUUUCAUUAAUUAGUUAUCGAUUACGAGCUAUUUUUUUGUUAAUUUUGUUUAAAUUUAUUUAUCAAAGAAAUGCUUAAAAGUCAGA